UGUUGAUCGUGAAGCCAUCUGGUAAUUGCUUUCUGUCAACGAAAGUUAAUAGAACGUAUUUCAUCGCUCGUGGUGGAUUUUAAACCAGCAAUUCAUUCUGCAAUUUUGGUAUCAUCCUCAAUGAAAUACUGUUAAUUAUCACGUAAAUUGUUUCGUUUGAUUUUCAAGUAUCUCUCGGUGCAAUUUUGUUCACCAGAAUGGUGUACGAAAGGAGUUUAGUGUUUCUAGUUACUGGAUUGGCGAUAGUACUUUCUUGCUUCGGAUUUAUUGCUGAACGUUCAGCAGAUAAUCCAGUAGCAUGGAACGCUGCAUCGACCCCGGAAACAGAAGACAAGGUUAUCCACACUUCCGGUAUGAAAACGGAAGGGACUGGUAUCGACAAGGUGUUACAAAUCUCACAAUCAGGCACGAAGACGUCGACGGAAACUAUUGAACAAACGAGUCCUGAUGUUAUUCGCAAAAAGAAAUUUGGUUUUAUCUUGGAAAACGUGGAAAACGAGACAAAUUUUGCAAAGAUCGUGAAGGAUACUAGAGCGAACUCUGUGAAAGAUAAUCCAAUGACUGACAGCGGCACUUCCGCUCCACGAAACGUCGUGUUGGUUCUUGCUGAAACUGGUCAGGGUUCAGAUGAUUUUUGGAAGAAUUUCAGGUCCUCGCACUCGUUUUCAAUUGAUGGACUUCUUCAGAAUUGCGACAGCACUGAUAUAAACACGGCAAGAUUUUCCCUGGAAAGUGCAUUAAUUUCCGGAAAUAAGGAUAAGAAAUGCGACUGUGAACGCUUCUUAGGGUCAAAUAUUGUAGCAUUGUUGCUCUGGGCUCGAGAUACUAAAGGAAUGACGACAGCCUCAUUAUCCAAUGCGAAUUUCACGAUUCCUACACUGUUUGAGUACGAAGAGUCAGUAACUAUACAAAGAGAAUCAGACGAGCCCGACGAGAACAGCAUGAAACUAGAAAUUCGCAAAAUUAAGCCCGAAGUUCACGGUGACUGGAAUGCGGUAGACCUGGGGAAACCAAUUCACCGUGCUUCUCCGUUGAUUCCAUCUUCUAAUAACCGAGAAGACGGUAGAGACGAAACUAUGUGGGACGUGUUCGACAUGUUCUCCAAAAUAAGACUUGCAUUAUUCCGUUCCCUGCUGGAAUCUCUCGGAGGCAACAUAGCUACCCCAGAUGAAUCGAUUUCCUCUUAUAAUCCUUAUAUUCGUCGAGCAACUUUGGCAAACAUAAUUGGGAAACUGAAAUCUGUCGAAAGUGAGAAAGGUUUCAUAUUGGCUGUCACUGUACCUGCAAACGAACUUAAUUCUGUCAUGGAACUUCUACAAAGAGAAGUAUCUGAAGAAACACUUUUGGUGGUGACAGGAGUUUGCUCUCAGGACAAUAAACUAGUGCCAUUUUUCGCCCAAGGACCAGCAGAUAAGGUGCUUCGCGAGACAAAGAUAAUUUGGGAUCUACCUAUGACUAUUGGACACGCUAUUGCGAGUGGUUGUCAAGGUUCUAGCUGCAGGUUGCGUCGACAUGGUGCUCUUCCACUUCCGGUUCCUCAAAUGAACAUCGUGCCUCAUAGUAUACCCACUUUAAAGAGACCGUUCCGAGAUGCCACGAGGAAGACGAACAAUGGCAGCAAACCAGAUGCUUCAAUUUCCAAGGAUCACGAGGCGAAAAAAGUUGCAGAUUUGAAUUCAAAGGAGGGAGCAGUGAAAAACAAUGAAGGGAAUUCGAACCAGAAAAUCAGAGGGGCGAUCUCGACGUCGAAUUUAACGAAGGCGGAAAUAUUCACCACGGUUUUUGGCACCCUCGUCUCAAUAUUCACUGCAUUCACCCUUGCUUCUUAAAAACACUAUUGACCUCGAUUUCACAAUCGAUAACAGUGAUUUAUAAUUGUUUAUUUCUUUAUCCAGGUCAGUGUAAAAUUUGGUCAGAACAGAACAUUUUCAAUCUUGAAUAAUUUUUACAAUUUUGCUCCUUCUUGGGAGAAAAGAGAUAUUUAGAAGUAAAUUUUGUAUUGAAACAUUGAUAAUUUGUAUUUCAAUUUCUAUUGAACUUUAAAGUAACAUUCCAUAGGUUUAAUUAAAA
Messenger RNA from Osmia lignaria (orchard mason bee), 2070 nucleotides. RefSeq lists its product as uncharacterized. The record is from RefSeq and is a predicted model, not a curated record. Lineage: Eukaryota; Metazoa; Arthropoda; Insecta; Hymenoptera; Megachilidae.